GCUGCUGAAUUAGAACGAAGAAAUCUUCUUAAAAAAAAGUUAUCUGAAUGGGAAUUUAAUCCCCAUCAAUUAAAUGAUGAUGAUUUGUUAGAAUGUGUCUUUAUCAUAUUCGAUCACGUGAUGCAGCUUGAUGAUCUCAAAGACUUAGGCGUGUCACCAGAACAAUUACGUCGACUUCUAAUAGCCAUUCGUCAAUCUUAUUAUGAUACGAAUCCAUACCAUAAUUUUACUCAUGCUGUCGAUGUUUUACAAGCAAUGUUUCAUUUUUUGUGUCAAAUGGAUAUCCUUCCUCCUUUAUUUUCUUCAAAACGACGAAAUAUUAAAGUUAAUCAACAACGCUGUCGUCCUAAUGAUCUGCUGACGGUUACCGACGCGUUUGCCUUAUUAUUGGCUUCAAUAGGCCAUGAUGUGGGCCAUCCAGGGUCAAAUACUCCUUUGGCUCAGGUGUAUAAUGACAAAUCCGUAUUAGAAAGCUUUCAUACCAUGACAUUAUUUAACAUGAUGCAAAAACAUGGCUUUAAAAUAUACGAGAAUAAUAACGGCUCAAUAUAUAAUCCAAAAUAUAAUGUGAAUUCAAUACUUGCUACAGACAUGAGCUUACAUAAUGAUUACGUUACUAAAAUAAAGGAGGAAAUAAAAAGAUUCGAAUCUUUGGAUACUAAAUUUGAUACUCAACCUAUGGCUAGACCUUAUCAUAUAGCUGCUAAUUGGUCGAAUGUUUUAAUUGAAGAAUUCCGAUGUCAAGGUGAUUUGGAAAGAAAGCUUGGUCUUCCUAUUCUUCCACUAAAUGAUAGAAAUGGAAAGACCACUCAGUCCGAAUCUCAGAUAGGAUUUAUCGAUUAUUGUGCGAUGCCAUUGUUUAAUCGUAAAACUUCUCCAAUUUCUGCAGUUCAACCGGCUAGGACCACAAAUCAUCAAUUUCAUCAAUUACCUGGAAAUGCUUCUUAUUUACUUCAAAUGCCAAAUUUACCUGAUGGAUCUGAAGUAGAUAUUCUUAGUACAACAGGUGCUUCUGAUUCUCCAUUAAAUUCUCGUCAUGAUACUCAAAGAAAUACGAAUUGGCAAAGGUUUUCCCGAAAUAAUCAAUCACUUUCAAAUACAGUUUACGCUUCUACAUAUACCUCUACAGACAAUAUAUCAAAUCAGAACGAUUUGAGUAAUAACCGUCCUUCGAUAUCUACGAUAUGCUGUUGUAUUCAAUAG
Racocetra fulgida is the source of this 1203-nucleotide messenger RNA. The record is from the annotation of a GenBank genome assembly. NCBI's taxonomy places the organism in Eukaryota, Fungi, Glomeromycota, Glomeromycetes, Diversisporales, Gigasporaceae.